This is a messenger RNA of Photinus pyralis (common eastern firefly), 2356 nucleotides long. Its product is annotated as UDP-glucuronosyltransferase 2B19-like. The transcript is spliced from 4 exons. The record is from RefSeq and is a predicted model, not a curated record. Lineage: Eukaryota; Metazoa; Arthropoda; Insecta; Coleoptera; Lampyridae. Bases 253 to 1833 code for a protein of 526 amino acids. Gene Ontology annotation, molecular function: UDP-glycosyltransferase activity.
CCCCUCUACCAUUAUAUUCCCUCCAUUAGUUUUCUAACUCAAUGCUUGUAAUAUAUACAUAGAACUGUUAAGUGUGGAAGUGAAAUAAAAUCAAAUAUACAUUUAGGAGAUUACUCAGUCUGCUUGUAGGACAAACCCCACAUAAUACUGGUAAUUACGUUACAAUUUAAGUCAAGUCACUAGUCAAUGUCAAUGUAAGUCAAUGUAAUUAGAGAACCUUGCCAACUAAUUACAGGCACGCCAACUAUUUUAAUGACGCAAAGUUUACAUAACACACUACCGACCACGAUGUUUAGGUGUGUACUUGUGUUGUUUAAAUUAUUUAUCGUAUCAGCUAGCGGAGCCAAAAUACUAGGUGCCUUUUUUGUACCGUCCAUAAGCCAUCAAGUGGUAUUCCAACCAAUAUGGAAGGAACUGUCGUUGAGAGGGCACGAAGUCACCGUCUUAACACCGAACCCUUUGAACGACCGUAGUCUGACCAACUUAACAGAGAUCGACUUGAGUUUUGCGUACGAAAUUGUCAGAAGUGGUAAUUUACAAGGCACCCUUCAAAAAGACAUCCCCAUUAAGACAAUCGUUCAGUCUUAUUUCAAACUUUUCGGCGAGGUUGUGAAAGCCGAGCUGGAACAUUCUGAGGUUCAGGCUUUAAUAAGGGAUCAGAGUAAAAGUUUCGAUUUGGUCAUAGUGGAAUACAUGCAUCCGACGUUUACAGCCCUUAGUGCAAGGUUCAAGUGCCCGUGGGUGGGAAUUACAUCGCUUGGAGCCAUUUUACCCGUUUACGACAACAUCGGAAAUCCCUCGCAUCCCGUCCUCAACCCAGAUAUACUACUGCCAUUUACCGGAGGUUUGGGAUUAUACGAACGAUUGGUUAGUGUGUAUUACUCGGUGUGGUUUCGGUACUUCUAUUACUACCACAUUGUACCAGAUCAGGAUCAGGUGGUGAAGAAGUAUAUCGGCGAAGAUUUACCAUAUCUGGGAGAUAUAGAGAAGACAAUAAGUUUACUUUUUCUCAAUGUUAACCCUAUACUUCACCCCAUUAGGCCGAACGUUCCAUCCGUAAUAGAGUUGGGGAAAAUGCACAUACGCACCAAGAGUCCUCUGCCAAAAGAUUUACAACAAUCUCUCGACAAAGCAACCGAAGGAGUUGUCUACUUCAGCUUAGGUUCCAACGUGAGAAGUGCCAAUUUAUCAUUGGAGCUACGCGAGAAAAUAAUAACCGCAUUAUCCGAGCUUCCUUACACGGUGCUGUGGAAAUGGGAAGAAGAUCAUCUGCCUAAUCAACCCAAAAACGUGAUCAUCAACAAAUGGCUUCCUCAGCAAGACUUACUAACGCAUAGAAACGUGAAGGUGUUUGUAACGCAAGGAGGACUUCAAUCGAUGGAGGAAGCAAUUUCAGGUGGCGUACCUUUGGUUGGUAUGCCAUUCUUUGGAGAUCAACCCUUAAAUUGUAUGAGGAUGGUGAACUUAGGCAUUGCGCUUGCGAUCGAUACGGAAACCUUGACGUCAGAAGAUUUAAAAAAGACGAUCAUCGAGGUUGCGGAAAAUCCAAAGUAUCGUAAACGGGUGGAAGAAAUUAGAGAAUUAUUAUUGGAUGUUCCCGCUACGGGUUUAGAGAAAGCUAUUUGGUGGAUAGAGUAUGUCAUACGACACAAGGGCGCUGCUCAUUUGAGAAGUCCUGCAGUCGAUUUACCUUUUUAUCAGUACUAUCUUCUUGAUGUUAUCGGAUUGGUUCUAGCCAGCGCUGCUGUGGUUUUGUUCAUAGUAAGGAAGCUGCUAAAAUUAUUUUUUGGUGAUGCUGACCAUGUUGUUAGGGCCAAACAUAAACUUCAAUAAAUAAUCUCUGUUAGAUACUAAUUAGUAAUUUUAAAUAAGCUAAUUUUGUUUUAUAUUAAGACUAGUUUUUAAAAAUCCUUAGUUUUCCCAAUAUAUACGUGAUCACAGUCCUUAGAACUAAUAUCACAUAUUCCCGACUAAACUUCCUUUUAUUUUUAGGACACUGUAUAUUAUCUAACGGGCGCCUGUUAACAUAAUUCUUUAGUUAAUAUUUCAAGUUGAAUAACGGAUGCUUAUUUUCACAUAGGUACCGCCUUAUGCGAAGAGAUAAAAAUGGUAGAUUUCAAUAGGUCGGUAAAGAGUUCCGAGUUUGGGCGGAAUUAAACUAGACCGUUUCAGCUGCGUUGGUUCCCUGGAUUACAUGAAAGAAUUGCGAAUAAAUCACACCCCUUUUUUAAUAGUGUUUUUGAAAAAUUGUAUAAAAGUAAUAGAAAAUAAUGUUUACUCACAAUCGGUUAGUAUUAUCUGAAUUCCUAACCUUCAUAGCGGUUGCGAAGCGACUCAUUACUCACCUUAGCCGGGA